This is a messenger RNA of Kwoniella shivajii, 912 nucleotides long. RefSeq lists its product as uncharacterized. Lineage: Eukaryota; Fungi; Basidiomycota; Tremellomycetes; Tremellales; Cryptococcaceae. Gene Ontology annotation, cellular component: nucleolus. Gene Ontology annotation, molecular function: DNA binding. The record is from RefSeq and is a predicted model, not a curated record. The transcript has 4 exons. Bases 1 to 912 code for a protein of 303 amino acids. Gene Ontology annotation, biological process: negative regulation of transcription by RNA polymerase II; rRNA processing.
AUGGUCUCUUUUCAAUGUGAUGCCUGUGCCGAUACCGUCAAAAAGCCUAAAUUAGAUCAACAUCGUAACAGAUGCCAUGCUUCUUUUACUUGUUUAGAUUGCUCCACCACUUUCAGAAGUCCUGGAGAGUACAAGAGUCAUACAACUUGUGUUUCUGAGGCUGAAAAAUAUCAAGGAGCUUUAUACAAAGGUCCGAAGAAGAAUGAACAAAUUCAGGCCAACCACCCCGCUGAAACUUCUGCCGCGCCUUCGCCCCUGCCUACAGCUACCCCUGCCCCUAUCGCUCCUGCUACUGCUAGCUCUUCUAUUCACCCUUCGCGACUAAACCAACUCAACGCCCCCGAACGAGAUUAUUCCCAACGAGGUGGUCCUCCUGGACGAGGUGGCCGGGGAGGCUUCCAGAGAGGUGGAUAUGGUGGAGUGGUGGAAAGAUCCUAUGCGACAGAUAUGAACCGAAUGGCGCCUCAAAAGGGAAUGAGAUCAUGGGGCGCUUCAGCUGAAUCCACACCGGUCCCAGAAACUGCGCAGACUUCCAUAAAUGGUGAUUCGGAUAAGAAGAAGAAGAGAAGAGGUGACAAGGGGGGCACAGGCGCUAAGGCAAACUCCAAGAACCCUCCCAAAGCCGAAGAGACGCCGGUUUUUGCUGAAACUUCCGAGACAUCCAACAAGAAACGAAAGUUUGAAGAAUCAGAUUCUACUCCUACUGUUGUGAAUGGCGAUUCGACAGAAGUAAAUUCUAAAACUAUUAAAAGAUUGAAAAAACGAUUAGGUAAGAUUGAAGAAAAGGAAGUGACCCUUGCAGAGUGGAUUGACGCUCUCGGUAGGGAUAAAGAGAAGAACGUGGAGUCUUCAGAGAUAUUAAAGGCUCUCAAAGUUUCCAAAAAAGAUGGACAAUUUGUUCUUACCCUUUGA